This is a messenger RNA of Racocetra persica, 337 nucleotides long. The record is from the annotation of a GenBank genome assembly. NCBI's taxonomy places the organism in Eukaryota, Fungi, Glomeromycota, Glomeromycetes, Diversisporales, Gigasporaceae.
GAUCUUUAAAGUUGUUAGACGAUCAAUUACAAGUGAAUUAUCUAGUUCGUCUAGGACCCCUUCAUUUUUUGAGUUCAUUGAGAUGGGUGGGUUCCUCUUGGAUAGUGUACAGGAAAAGCAAAAAAAGAAAAAGAAGUCAUCAAAACCCAAACCCAUUCAAAGUUCUGAUUUACCUGAGAUUUCAACCGAAGGCUUCUGCCAAAAUUUCUUACUAGACAUCUCAUAUGAUCUAAUUGCUUCAAUUGGAAAAAAUCAUAUCAAAGCAGAAGAAGCUAUACGCAAAUCAGAAAAAUGUCUAGCUCAUAACUCAUCUUUUAGCCUAUUAUAUUCAGCAAAA